Molecule: messenger RNA, 747 nt
Organism: Rangifer tarandus platyrhynchus (Svalbard reindeer)
Lineage: Eukaryota; Metazoa; Chordata; Mammalia; Artiodactyla; Cervidae
Source: the annotation of a GenBank genome assembly
AUGGAGAGAGCCAGUCUGAUACAGAAGGCCAAGUUGGCCGAGCAGGCCGAACGCUAUGAAGACAUGGCAGCUUUCAUGAAGAGCGCCGUGGAAAAGGGUGAGGAGCUAUCCUGCGAAGAGCGCAACCUGCUCUCAGUGGCCUACAAGAACGUGGUGGGUGGCCAGCGGGCGGCGUGGAGGGUCCUGUCCAGUAUCGAGCAAAAGAGCAAUGAAGAAAGCUCGGAAGAGAAGGGCCCGGAGGUGCAAGAGUACCGGGAGAAGGUGGAGACGGAGCUCCGGGGCGUGUGCGACACGGUGCUGGGCUUGCUGGACACCCACCUCAUCAAGGAGGCCGGUGACGCCGAAAGUCGGGUCUUCUACCUGAAAAUGAAGGGCGACUACUACCGCUACCUGGCUGAAGUGGCCACUGGCGACGACAAGAAGCGCAUCAUCGACUCAGCCCGGUCGGCCUACCAGGAGGCCAUGGACAUCAGCAAGAAGGAGAUGCCGCCCACCAACCCCAUCCGCCUGGGCCUGGCCCUGAACUUUUCCGUCUUCCACUAUGAGAUCGCCAACAGCCCCGAGGAGGCCAUCUCGCUGGCCAAGACCACCUUCGACGAGGCCAUGGCCGACCUGCACACCCUCAGCGAGGACUCCUACAAAGACAGCACUCUCAUCAUGCAGCUGUUGCGAGACAACCUGACGCUGUGGACGGCCGACAACGCCGGGGAAGAAGGGGGCGAGGCUCCCGAGGAGCCCCAGAGCUGA